Messenger RNA from Rotaria sp. Silwood1, 984 nucleotides. The record is from the annotation of a GenBank genome assembly. NCBI's taxonomy places the organism in Eukaryota, Metazoa, Rotifera, Eurotatoria, Philodinida, Philodinidae.
GAAUUAAUUCCAUCAUUUGGUUAUGAUCUUGCUAAACAUUGUUUAAAGCGAAAUGAUACACUUAUUGCUUAUCCUAUUGAAAUAUGUAUUAGUCUUUUAGAAAAUAGUUUAAAUGAACAAGGUCUUUUUCGUAUUGCAUCAUCACAAGGAAAACAAAAAAAAUUAGUUGCUGAACUUAAUUUACAUGCUAUUGAUAGAGGAAGAACACUUUAUGAUCUUAAUUAUGAUCCACAUGUUCCAGCAAGUACACUUAAACAAUAUUUAAGAGAACUUCCUGAUUGUUUACUUACAAAUGCACUUUUAUCACAAUGGAAUGAUGUUAUUUCAAUCAGUAUAUUAUAUGGUAAAGAUCAAUCAUCAUCCCAACAAUCGAUUUCAAAUUCUUAUGCAGCUGCUUCAACUAUUCUUGAACUUAUAAUUAUUCAUCAUAAACAAUUAUUUACAAAUUCUUCUGAACAAGAACAAACGUCGAAAUCAUUAAAAUGUCAACCUGAUCUUAUUCCAACUGAAUUUCAUUCCAAAAGUCAAAGUGUUUCAAAUGAAAAUUUAUUAGAUAUUCAAAGUACACCAGGAUAUCUUCAACCAUCUCCUGGGACACAUCGAAAAAAUAAAGCACCUCGUCCACCAACAACAUCUUCAAUUAAUCAACAAACAUCAGUUGAACAACUUAAUUAUGAAAAUAUUUCAUCUGGAACACAAUUAGAUCGUCCUGGAGCACCAUCACCUCUUCCACCAUCACUUCUUAUAUCAACUUCACCAACAGUUCAACCACGACAAAAACUUUCCUUUCCAUUAUUAAAAACAAAUAAUGAACAAAAAUUUUCGACGACAAUUGAAGAUAAAACAAUUGAACAUGAAUCAACAACAGAUUUGUCAACAGAUUCAACAUCAACGACAAAUGAUGGUGUUAAUGUUGGAAAAUCAAAUAAUAAUCGAAUAUCUUCUUUUAGGAAUAGCACAUUACCUUCACCUGGGAACAACUGA